UAAUUCAAUCACUGCACAAAAAUAUAAAUAAAAUUAAUUUCAAAUAAAAUGUUGAGAGCCACUGGUUGUCGGAAAACAACAAAACCUCCAACCUUGAGAAACGAAAGGAACUCAACAUUGAAUUUAGAUCAAUCUUUGUAACUUGCGUAAAACUACCUCGAGACAAUCAAUAGUACCCCUAAAAAUGUCACAAGCCGGUCGUGUUAUUGUAUACGGUGGUCGUGGAGCCCUUGGUUCAAAAUGUAUUUCAGCCUUAAAAGCCAAGAACUUUUGGGUCGGCUCGAUUGACCUCAACGAGAACUCCGAAGCUGAUUUAAACAUUGUUUUGGAAAAGGACUCUGAUCUUAUGCAACAGGAAACUACAGUCCUCGAAUCGAUUAAGAACGCCCUAAGUGGGGCAAAACUCGACGCGGUUAUAUGUGUCGCCGGGGGCUGGGCAGGGGGCAAUGCCUCCAAAGAUCUGAUUAAAAAUUCCGAUCUAAUGUGGCGUCAGAGUGUGUGGAGUUCCCUGAUUUCGGCCUCGAUAGCCGCCCAGCACCUCAAAGAUGGGGGCGUUGUGACUCUCACCGGGGCCAAAGCGGCCCUUGAGGGCACCCCAGGAAUGAUCGGGUACGGAAUGGCCAAAAGUGCCGUUCACCACUUGACCAAGUCACUCGCAGGGCCCAAAAGUGGCCUCCCGGAGAACUCCCUGGUUGUGGCCAUUUUGCCCAUCACUCUCGACACCCCCAUGAACAGGAAAUGGAUGCCUAAGGCCGACUUCACGACUUGGACCCCUCUUGAGUUUAUAGCCGAGCUUUUCCUUGAAUGGAUUACCGGGAAAAACCGACCCGAGAGUGGAAGUUUGCUACAACUCGUGACGAAAAAUUCCAACACUGACGUCGUCCCUGUCCACAAGUAUUGAACACUGAGCGGAAAAUUGGACCAAAGCUAAUGCAUUUUUGUUGUUUUUGUGAAUAUAGUUUAUUGUUCUGAAUAAAGCAGUCAACUUAA
Molecule: messenger RNA, 990 nt
Organism: Tribolium madens (black flour beetle)
Lineage: Eukaryota; Metazoa; Arthropoda; Insecta; Coleoptera; Tenebrionidae
Product: dihydropteridine reductase
Exons: 6
Coding region: 185-901 (238 amino acids)
Biological process (GO): tetrahydrobiopterin biosynthetic process; L-phenylalanine catabolic process
Cellular component (GO): cytoplasm
Molecular function (GO): NADPH binding; NADH binding; 6,7-dihydropteridine reductase activity
Source: RefSeq, a predicted model, not a curated record